This is a messenger RNA of Anopheles funestus (African malaria mosquito), 3131 nucleotides long. RefSeq names its product putative mediator of RNA polymerase II transcription subunit 26. The record is from RefSeq and is a predicted model, not a curated record. NCBI's taxonomy places the organism in Eukaryota, Metazoa, Arthropoda, Insecta, Diptera, Culicidae. Bases 599 to 2611 code for a protein of 670 amino acids. The transcript has 3 exons.
UUAGACACAACCGAGCGGUCGAAGCGUAAGUGCGUGCGCAUCGUAUGCUCUCCGGCAUACUCUACAGAACUGCUGAUCACGUGAGUGCGUGCGUUGGUGCUUUUCCUGUGCGGGCAGAAGUGAGUCGCAGAGUUAGUACUUUGUCCCCAAAAGUGUUUGCAAAAAUGUGGAUUUUGAUUACGUUUUAAAAGAAAACAAAAUUUGCUACUACUAUCACGGUGAAUCGAUCAUCAACGAAAUACGUGUGCAAAAAAUAGUACGAAACAGUUCAGUUGCUGCGUUGUUUACGUUUCACGCUUUACGGUCCGUGACGAGGGAAGGAAAGAAAAUAACAAAUAAAACGUUACAAGUGCCGGAAAAGCUGUGUAAGGUUGGUGUUGCAUGCUUACAAUUCUGCCGUAGUAAGCCGUACCAGCUUGUGAGUGUUCAAGGCGCCAUUUCAACGGUUACUGUGCAGUUCCGGUGCGUGCAGUACAGAACGCAACAGCCGUGCACGAACGCUUGAAGUGGAGUUAGAACACGUUCGUUGUUUGUACAGUGGAAAGCAGGAAAGUUGUGACGAAUUCUAAACGAACGUGAUACGAACAAAUCGUACAACAUGCGGUGGCAAAUCGUGUUGCUUCUAGUGUCAGUGGCACUUGCUUCCGGUGAGAAGAAACUCGAGAAAAGGCCCACCAAGAAAGCUCACUCGCUGAAGCCGACCAAAACGCCCAAAUCCAUCAUCGAAGAGUUCACCGCCCUGCCACCGGCCGAUGUAGACUUCAUUAAGGAGCUGGACCGACAGUUCCGUGAGCACGGUAACAAGAUUCGCAUCAAGGUGGAACGCAGCAAUGCCACGGACGGCAAGAAUAUUAAGCGUACGAUUGACGGUGAUCUGGGAUACGGUCACUACAGCAAUCAGGCCGAUACGGGGUAUCAUUUUUCCAAGCCGAAAUACAUGAUCUACCCAUACUCGCAGCAUGACAUUCCGCCGGUCCGAUCGACACACAGUACGCACGAAACGGUGACCGAUAUUGAGAUAACGCCAUCGCACAGCUACGAGCUAAAACCGAUCGAAGAAGUAUAUCAGGCAUAUCCGACACAGCAAUACUCACAGGAGCAGCAACAGUACUAUCAACAUCAGUCAGCACAGCAACCGAAGCAGCUGUAUCACCAAGAAGACGAUACACCUGUAAUUGUGCUUAAAAUCCCUGGUCCUUCGAAGUAUGCCGCACAUUUGCAGGCUCUGUUGCAGCAAUAUAUCGAGAUACGUGCAGCUCAGCUGUACAAAGAACUGGAGGAACAGGAAUAUCAACAGCAACAGCAAUAUCAACAGCACCACCACCAUCAGCAGCAGCUUCAGCAUCAACAGCACUACGUACAAGAGCAGGAAGUGCAGGCCCAUUAUCACCACCAUCAGCAGCAGCAGCAGCAACAGCAACACGAGGUGCAACAGCACCAUGAACAUCACACUAAAACGAAAUACAGUCAACCGGAUCCAGUGUACCCAACGGAAAUAGCAUACGUUCCCAUGAUUCGUACUCAUCAAAAUACCUACGUACCGUUGCCGGAGCAAUACUAUGGUACACCGAAGAGUCCUUCUCCACGUCCAACGAAGCACCGUAAAACGACCGUCACUCCAACGCAUGUAACGUUCCACAGUACGGCUCAACCGGAGCCAGCCUACCACUAUCAAACGUAUCAUCCGGAACAUCAGCAGCACGCGCAAGUUCAUGAACAAGCUCAAGCACCGGAGCAUCAGCAGAUCCAGUACCAGUACGUUGCACAGCAACCCAGUGCACACGGAGACGAUCACGAAACACAGUACGUCUACGAGAAACCAUCGGUCAACUUUGUCACUCCACUGCCGGAAGCCGCUCACCAUUCCCAUGAAGAACACUAUCACCAGCAGCAACAGCACCAUCGUCAUCAACCUCCCCAGAAGUAUCCAAACUUUGCCGAGUAUCAUCACCACCAUCGACCACAACAGGAAGAGGAGUACCUUCCCGAGCCUAAGCUGGUCGAGAACUACCCGAGUCACAAACAUACGCGCGUUGUUUACAAAAGCCCCUCGCUAAAGACGGAACUGCAGCAAGAAGCCUUACCGCACGAUCACUACCAUCACCAUCAGCAGCAGCAAGAGGAAGUCGCCCAGCAUCAACAACAUCACCAGCAGCAACAGUACAUACUGCAAGAAGUGUAUCCAUCGCAAGCUUCCUACUUCGAGGACAAGUCGUUUGUGGAAUCGGCAGGUCCCCAGGUAACGACGGACCGGAGUGAAACAGCAUCGCCGCACUACAAUACCGAGCAGGUGGUGGCGAUCACACAGAAACCCAAGCGACUGUACAACUACCACGCACACACCUCCGGCCAUCACGGAUCGGGCUCUCGGGGAUCUCGCAUGACGGCCGGUGGCAGUCGAUCGAGAAGUAAUGGAUCGGGUAGUGCAAAGGCAUCCAGCAAGCGGGAUGCAGUCGGUUCUCCCGCACCCUACACAGAGGAGGAGUUCCGAAAGGUGAACAAGAUGGUGCAGCGCAUGAAGAAGAAGAGUCGCACUACGCCGGCAGAUGAUGCCGGGAUGAUGACCGUCACCGCAAAUCCCACUAGUCCGAGUCCGAGGAUGGUCGCUUAGGUCGCGUGUAGUUGUUAGCUGUUAGCCGAAUUAGUGAAGUUCUAGUGAAUUCUUUAUUUCCUUCGCAAUGCCGCUGUUAAAUUAGCGGACAGCUUUUGUUGUCCUCUCGCUUUUUCGCUUUCCGACCAAGGAGUAUUCAAAGGAUUAUUGUUUUUAUAUUUAAAUUAUUAGUCGUUUAUCGGUAGAUCGUUUCGUAAGCGCGCGAUGAAGAUGGAUGAAACGCAUGGGUAGAGAAUAAAGCGCCUAAAGUCAUGCAAUUUGCACGACAUAGUUGUCCUGAUAUUACGCCACAAAUGAAUAGACUGGCCUCCUUUUUGGAAAAGCAGUCAGGUGCUUCGUAAUAUUUGCUGCAAAUCAAUCAUGGCAGAUGCAAACAUCAAAGGGCAACAACACUUUAUCAGAUGAACAAAUAUGAAAAUAGAUUGAAAGACCAGAGUAAAUAGGAGGAGAAAACAAAACACUGUAUCUAUUGAAUUGUAAAUGAUCAAACAUACCAGUUAUUAAAUAAAUUAAAAAACAA